Messenger RNA from Moneuplotes crassus, 1062 nucleotides. Lineage: Eukaryota; Ciliophora; Spirotrichea; Euplotida; Euplotidae. The record is from the annotation of a GenBank genome assembly.
AUGGUUGAUGAUAAUAUACAUAAUUUAGAAAACAGUAGUAACAAUAUAAUGGAUUGACUUCCCUUCCCAGUAAUCGAUGAGAAUAUCCUCCUGACCUCUUUCCUCGGUAAAGGGGGGUUUUCAAAAGUUUUUAAGGCUGAAAAUGCCGAUUCUGAGUUUGUCCUGAAGAUCAUCAGAAAAGACAAAGAAUUUUCAAGGCUAAGAGAAAAGAAUCUAAUGUUUCAUGAGUGUGCUAUUCUGAGGAAUAUUCCUAAGCACCCUAAUAUUGUAGAUUUCUUAGGAGCUAACUUAGAAGGUGUUCAAGACUAUCAAGGAGUUAGGCUAAAUAUUUCCUACCUUGCUUUGGAAUUCUGCAAAAAUGGAUCCCUUGAGGAUUUUAUGAGAAAUAACUUAAGCAGACUUUCCAUGGAAGCAUGAAGGUUCUACUUUAUUCAAGUUGCUAGUGCUGUGCAACACCUACAUUUAUUGAACAUUGCCCAUCUUGAUAUUAAGCCUGAUAAUGUUCUGCUUGAUUCGAACUAUAACGCCAAGCUAACAGAUUUCGGGAUUGCUCAGCUAAUGACCACAAGUGGUGGACGUUUAAAUGCAUCUCUUGGCACUACAAAUUAUAUGGCUCCAGAAGUUGCUGCCUGAGGAAAUGGUACAUCUUACAGCCCAUUUAAGGCAGAUAUUUAUUCACUUGGAGUGCUUCUUCAUAUAAUGCUCACUGGAGAUAAACCAAAGACUGGUGUUUCUGCUUCUUCAGAGCAGAGCACACUUUCAGAGAGUCCGGCUGGAGAAAUCUCUUCUUGAUUUUCAAAUGAAAAAUUUAUACACCCAGGAGAAAUACUGGAUAUUGACGACAUCUAUAGUCCAUUCAACCUUGUGCAGGCUUUACUUGCCCAAAAUCCAGAGUCUAGGCCAUCUAUAGAUGAUGUUCUUUCUCAUCCAUGGCUUACCAUGGAGAUGGAUGAAGCCUCCACUUCAGACAUUUAUGAAGAGAUGAGCUCUUGAAGUUCUCUCUUAAGUCCUACAGAAGAACUUCCUAAUUAACUUAAUUUUUUUGAUAAUAACCUUGUUUAA